Kogia breviceps (pygmy sperm whale) is the source of this 1683-nucleotide messenger RNA. NCBI's taxonomy places the organism in Eukaryota, Metazoa, Chordata, Mammalia, Artiodactyla, Physeteridae. The record is from RefSeq and is a predicted model, not a curated record.
AUGGCCAUACUUGCCAGCCGGUGGACACCACGUGGUCCAAGGCAAGCGGUCGCUCCCUGUUCCAGACAAGCUAAGCCGAGGGAACGUCCAAGCAUUCCUGCGGACAGUUCCCAGUCAAACACCAGCCAGUCGGGCAGAACGGCACUUGUCCUGCCGCGGCUGUGUCUGCAGCCGGGCCCUGCCGCCGUGUCCUGCAGGCAGAGCCAGAGGCCCGGAGUUGCUGAGUCGACAGCGGAGCAGCCCAGGGCGCCCACCAGAGCAGCUCUCACCCAACCCCAGAGUCCAGGACAGGGAGGCCCCGGGCUGAACUCUCAUCUCAGUUUGUCACGGUCUUCUCAGACGAGUAAGACGGGGAGAACGAGAAGGCGCGAUUCCGGUCUGAAUUCCAAGACAGAGGUUAUGCCCGCCCCUGCAAAUCGAUUUAAAAUUCCUAAGUGUUCUACUGGUGAACCCCUGGACGGUGCGACACCAAAGUCCUGUCGGGCGCAGAGGCCGCAGUCCUGCACGUCGGUGGGGAGGGUUGCUCACAGCACUCCUGCUAGAUGGUCCUCAGCAUCGCAGAGCCUCGUAAGCAGCGUGAGGACCCCCGUGAGCACGGGGCGCCGGUCAGCCCUGCCCACGCCUGCCAGCCGUCGACUCUCCAGCCUGCCCCUGGCGACCCCUAAAACGGUGCCCAGGGCUCUGGCUUCCCCGCUGCGGGUGUCUGCUCGGCGACUUUCUUCUGAGCCCCAGAAAAAAUCUGCAGUGAGAACUGCAUCAGUGAGAGAGGGUGACAGCAGGCCUGCCGCCGGGCCCUCAGACUGGUCCCCGGAUGGGAGCUUUCCUCCUGCGUCUGUGGUGCCGCAGGCACUUAACUUUUCUCCGGAAAAGAGUGAUUUCAUUUUUUCAAAAAGUAUCACCACAGAAGGAGCGCUGGACGAAGCACAGCCACCUGAAGCUACAACACCCAGUGAGGCUCUUCUCGUGGAUGUCAGACUGGAUCGACUUAGCAUCACCCUGCGGGCUGCAGCCACACCCCUGGGCGACCUCCCGCUCAUCGACUUCUCCAAGACUCCGGAGGCGAGCGUGGCUUUGGGGUCUGGAAGUGGGCCCCUGGUUGACCUCCUGACAAACACCCCAGAUGCCAACAGGAGAGCUGUGGCCAACCCCCGCCACGAGGUGGGACAGCUCAUAGACUUGGCUUCCCCUCUGAUCCUGCUGAGCCCCGAGGCUGACAAGGAAAACGUGGAGUCACCACUUCUCAAGUUCUGAGCGGAAUGAAAUCCUUUGCGUUUCACUCAAAGUUACAAGAACAGUCAGCCCUAAAGUGGCUUUCCACCCUCAGAAAUAAAUUUGGGGAGGAAUUGUAUUGGAAAACUUGAAACACAAAACAGAACCCUAAGUAAAGCUGCCGUGCCUGGAGCGGGGCCUUGGGGUUGGGGGGUGUUUGGCCACCUGAGGUCACUACCGGCCGACGGCCUCCGUCCUCACGGCCCCGCUCACACGCUGGGAGCAGAGCCACAGUCGCUCCAGGUGAAGCAUUUGUUUUGAACCUUUUGUAUGUAAAACAGCAAGUGACUAUUUUUAAAAUUAAGUUUGUAUGAAAAGUUAAACAGUCUAGAUUAAGUUAAAUUGUAAAAUAAAUGAAAUGUAUUAAAGCCUGUCUUGAUGUUUAAGAAUUAUCUGGAUUUUCAAACAUGCAUA